AUGAAGUCCCCUACGCGCGCGGUGCUGUCCGCGACCCUCGCCCUCAUUGCUGCCUUUUUGCUCAACACUAUCCUCGCUGACGCACGCUCCUCCUACGAGUUUAGACGAGCGGAUGCCGCCACGAAAAAGGCGUGCAACGCCUUGCGAUCUCAAUUGCCCUUUGGUAGAGUGACCAAUCAAGGCUUGGGUCCAGAUUACCUCGUCUCUGUGCAAACGUACUACUCUCAAUUGCAAGCGAAGCGCUUCCCUGCUUGCGUUGCAUACCCUCAGAAUGCCCAGGAGGUUUCGACUGUCGUCAAGGCUAUCAAGGCCAACAACCUCCAGUUUGCAGUCAAGGCUGGCGGUCACCAAUUCAACAAUUGGUCCAGCAGCGACGGUGGUGUGCUCAUCGAUCUGCAACGCUUGACAGCCAAGAGAUUCGACGAUGAGAACAAGCAAGUGGCUUACUUUGAGCCUGGCAACCGUUGGCGAGACGUCUACUCCUACUUUGUGCCCCAGGGCGUCACCCCAGUUGGUGGUCGACUUGGAGGUGUAGGCUCCGGUCUUGCACUCGGUGGAGGUCUCUCCUACUUGUCUGCUGAGCAUGGCCUAGUCUGCGACACCUUUACAGCCCUCGACGUCGUUCUUGCCGACGGUCGCAUCGUCAAGGCGACAGCGGAUAACGAGUACAAGGAUCUAUUCAAAUCCCUCAAGGGCGGUGGAAACAGAUUUGGCAUCGUCACGGGCUACCACACCAAGUUGGUUCCUGUCGAUAAGGUCUACUCUGGCAUCGUCAUUUACACUCAAGACCAGUGGGACAAAGUCAUCAAGGCCACAUCGGACUUUGUCUCUACCAACACUGACAAAAAAGCAGCUAUCAUCACCACCGUCGACUCGUUCGGAAUUCUUCCCGAUCCUACCACCAAACUCAGCUCCUUCAUCAUCCUCUUCAAUGUCUACAACGGUGCUGACCCUGGAACCACAUUUGAUGCUUUGUGAGUCACUCGCGGUCGCGACGUCAAGGAUGCUUGCUGCAACUGAAAGCUCCGUGUCUUUUCUUCAAUCGCAGCACCAAGAUUCCGCAUGUUCUAGACACGCGCAGCACGGGCGACUACAUCAAAGCAGCCGAGAUGGUUGAUAUCGGAACCAUUUCUCAAGGUGGCUUCUAUUCCAACGUCGUGCCACUGAAAGUGGGCUCGGAUCGAGAGCAGACCCUGGUCAACAACUUCAAGGUGUGGUCCAAGGAACACGUUGGUCAAUACAUCCUGGCCACCGUCGACUAUCAGCCCAUUGCAAAGAGCAUCACCGAUGCUAGCCGUGCCGCUGGCGGCAAUGCGCUUGGUGGGCCUGAAGGUCCAUACAUUUGUGAGUCAUGGAGGUGGAUUAGCCAUUCAGCUGGUAGACCCGCACUCUUACCUGCGCCGCACUCGCUAUCUUUCAGUCGUCAACAUGCUGCUCGCUUUCGAUCCCAAUCUUGCAGCCGACAAGCAAGAAGCUCUUCGAGCGAGCUGGGACAAGCUCACCAACAGCAUCCCUCACGACGAGGACAUUCCCAAAUUCCUAAACGAUGCCGGUUUCCGUCAAAACAUCUUGCAAUCCUACGAGCAAUAUCCCUUGAUGCAGGCCACUAGCAGAAAGUACGAUCCCACUGGGUAAGUCUGAGCUCGAGAGGCUGAGAAUGUGGGCUCUUCAUAUGCUCAUUGCGCGGCACGUUGACUGAUGAUCUGCCCUCCGCUGCGCUCCACCACAUCAGUCUUUUCGUGAAGAACCAGCCUGGACCCAACUUCUCCACGUAG
Ceraceosorus bombacis is the source of this 1775-nucleotide messenger RNA. The record is from the annotation of a GenBank genome assembly. NCBI's taxonomy places the organism in Eukaryota, Fungi, Basidiomycota, Exobasidiomycetes, Ceraceosorales, Ceraceosoraceae.